This is a messenger RNA of Toxotes jaculatrix (banded archerfish), 963 nucleotides long. It is a transcript of the gene trappc4, whose product is annotated as trafficking protein particle complex subunit 4. Gene Ontology annotation, biological process: endoplasmic reticulum to Golgi vesicle-mediated transport. Bases 72 to 767 code for a protein of 231 amino acids. NCBI's taxonomy places the organism in Eukaryota, Metazoa, Chordata, Actinopteri, Toxotidae. The record is from RefSeq and is a predicted model, not a curated record. The transcript has 5 exons. Gene Ontology annotation, cellular component: TRAPP complex.
UUAAAAAAGUCAAACUGGGUGAGAAAGAGCUCGUUUAGACGUUUCCAGUAUUUUGACACCGUUGAGGUCACAUGACCGUGUUGUCAGCUGGGCAGGACGUUGCAAAGAUGGUGAUCUUCAGUGUGUAUGUGGUGAACAAGGCUGGAGGUUUAAUUUACCAAUAUGACAACUACGUCCCGCGAGCGGAGGCCGAGAAAACAUUUAGCCACCCUUUAGAUCUGGUGCUCAAACAUCACGACGAAAAGGUCGUCGUGUCGUUUGGACAACGGGACGGAAUCAGAGUGGGACACGCAGUGCUGUCCAUCAAUGGAGUUGAUGUGAUUGGAAAGAAUACAGCAGAGGGAAAGGACAUCAUUGAAUACUUGAAAGACCCUUCAAACUAUCCAGUGUCUAUUCGAUUUGGACGGGCACGUCUGAGCUCCAAUGAAAAGCUGAUGCUGGCAUCCAUGUUCCACUCGUUGUUUGCUAUAGGUUCACAGCUAUCUCCUGAAGUUGGCAGUUCAGGGAUUGAGAUGCUAGAAACAGAUGUCUUCAAACUCCACUGCUUCCAGACUCUCACAGGAAUAAAGUUUAUUGUGCUGGCAGACCCUCGGCAAUCCGGCAUCGAUGCACUGUUGAGGAAGAUUUAUGAAAUCUAUUCAGAUUUUGCCCUCAAGAACCCAUUCUAUUCUCUGGAAAUGCCAAUCAGGUGUGAACUCUUUGAUCAGAAUCUGAAGAGUGCACUGGAGAUCGCAGAGAAAGCUGGCAACUUUGGAGCUGGAUCUUGAACCAGAGCAGACUGAAGAGUCACCAUGAAUUUCCCUGAACGGCCAUUUCUGAUCACAAGAGUUUUAUUGAAUUUCUGUGACUGAGGACCUUGGAGAGGGAAAUUAAGUGGAUUUUCUUUGUUACUUUGGGAUUUGACGCAUUGUAAAUACAUAAUAUUUUGUAAAUACUUAAAGAUUAAACUCUCGUGUGGUAAUA